Messenger RNA from Anastrepha obliqua, 1545 nucleotides. RefSeq names its product E3 ubiquitin-protein ligase TM129. Lineage: Eukaryota; Metazoa; Arthropoda; Insecta; Diptera; Tephritidae. The coding region runs from base 145 to 1338 and encodes 397 amino acids. The record is from RefSeq and is a predicted model, not a curated record. The transcript has 3 exons. Gene Ontology annotation, cellular component: membrane; endoplasmic reticulum. Gene Ontology annotation, molecular function: ubiquitin protein ligase activity. Gene Ontology annotation, biological process: protein ubiquitination.
GUAUGACAGAAUUGACACAUCAGGCGAAAUUAAUAGAAAUAUACAGAAAGCGAUAACUAAAUAAAAUUUGCAAACAAGUUGUGUUAGGAGAAUUAAAAAGUAUUUUGUGGCACUUCCUUUAAGUUUUUCACAAUUUUUCACCAAAUGGACGAGUCUGAACUGCUCUUCAAUUUGUUCUACCUCCUAUUAUGUAUGUGCAUUAUCUACCCACCCGAAGAGUUUCAGCGACUUGGCCUAACCAUCGAACAGAUUUUCAAUAAAUUGUUAGGUGAUGAGAAUAUUAAUUUUAUACGCUAUCAUCAACGACGAACAUCAUUGAAUUUAUUUGUGCACAGCUGCUUGCCUGCCUUUUAUUUUCUUAUACAUAAGUUGAAGUUUUCGGUAUUUGCGGAGCGUGAACCACCAGAGGAUGCAGAUUUAGAUCCUGACUUUCCUAUGCCUCAAGAGGCUGUAGCAUUUAAGACGCUCACGUGGAAGAUUGCACAACGUUUUAGUUUGAUAGCAGUGAUGGCAGUGCCAGCCUUAGUUUUUAAUUGGCAGCAACAAAAUUGGCGCCGGCAUCCUAUUAGCCAGACACUGUUGAAAUUCUCCAAUGUGCCCGACAGUUUUCAAUCAGUGGCAAAAGACAUAAGUACGGAAUUUCGCCGAAUCGACGUUUACAAAAAGAAACUUAAUUCUAUAUCGACUGUAAUUGCAACAGAAAACUGGAUAAUUAAAACCUCGCUAUACAAUGUGCAUUUUGCGCACCAAAGUGAUACCUCACUUAGUGUAGCCAAGACUGAGACUUACAACGUUUCUCAGGACACUAAUGAUACGCUGCAAAUGGUGAGCAUAAUGGUGAAACCGAAUCGUCAAGGAGUUGCUGACUUCCACAUACGCAUUAAUGCCUUAGAAUUUCGCAACCUAGAAGAGCGUAUUAGUCGGCCUAUUCUCAUACCGUCAAAUAUACAAUUUCAUCGUAAUGUAAUCGAUCGCUUUAUAGAUGUUUUCAAGGAACAAGUUGCACAAAAUCCAAUUUACCAAGCAGACCGCAUAGCCGAAAAGUGCUUCGCCUGCUUGAUUGCCGAGCCAAAUAUAAAAAUACACAAGCAAUGCGAAGAUGUGGAUCGCGAUGGACGACCGAUCACAGCGGAAAACACCUGUUCAAACUGCUACUGCCGACCGAUGUGGUGUGUGGAGUGUUUGGCGCGUUGGUUUGCUGCGCGUCAGAACGAGUAUGAUCGCGAAGUGUGGCUGGAACAAAAAUGUACAUGCCCAAUGUGUCGUGCCAAAUUUUGUCUACUCGACGUUAGUUACAUCGAAAAGCGUGAUACAGGAGAGGCGGUUGAUAGGGCGUGAUAGCUACAAUUAGAAAGAAUCUAAAUGAAUGUUUCGGACAUUUCUAUUAAAGCUAAUAAGUAAUUCUUAAUUCUGUCAGUGUAUAGGACAACAACGAUUAAGCUCGAAUAUUUGAUUAAUUCUGUUUAAUCAAGUUGAAAUUUUUAUUUGGCAUGUAAUAGUUUAUAAUUUCCUUAAAUUUUUUUAUUGAAAAUUCUUAAAUUUUUA